Verticillium dahliae VdLs.17 is the source of this 924-nucleotide messenger RNA. Its product is annotated as gst19. The transcript has a single exon. NCBI's taxonomy places the organism in Eukaryota, Fungi, Ascomycota, Sordariomycetes, Glomerellales, Plectosphaerellaceae. Bases 1 to 924 code for a protein of 307 amino acids. The record is from RefSeq and is a predicted model, not a curated record.
AUGACUCUCAUUGUUCACCACCUCCAUGUUUCCAUGUCCGAGAGGAUUCCAUGGCUUUGCGAAGAGCUCGGAGUGCCCUACGAGCUGAAGGGUUACGACCGCGACAGACUCAUGGCUCCUGCUGAGUUUAAAGCACUGCAUCCUGCGGGCACAGCUCCUGUCAUCCAGGACGGCGACCUGACCCUCGCAGAGAGCGGUGCGUGUGUUGAGUACAUCAGCCAUAAACACGCUCAAGGAAAGCUCUUCGUGCCUUCGUCCCGUCCGGAAUACGCCACCUUUCUCUUCUGGUGGCAUUGGUCCAACGCUACGCUGCAGUCCGCCCUUGGAGGAGCAAUGGCAGCCUAUGCAAAUGGAUUACGCGAGGGUGACCCUCGCGGGGCAUUUGCUUUCUGCCGCUCUAAAAAGGCGCUUUCGUCUAUGAACGACAGGCUGGGCCAGAGCAAGUGGCUUGCCGGAGAAGCGUUCACGGUGGCCGACUUGAUGUGUGUUUUCCAGGUCUCCACAUUCCGCUACUUUUACCCCAUUGACCUGGGAGAGUACGAACACAUAGUGGGUUUCUUGAAGCGAGUUGGAGAGCGUGAAGCGUAUCAAAGGGCCAUGGCGAAGUCGGAUCCGGGUAUGGGGGUUGGUUUUGGGAUCAGCUCCGCCUUCGAAGCCUUUGAUGUGAGAGCCGAGGUCGCAGCGGCAGAACUUGAUUGCACGCGGUGUAGAGGCUACCUUGAAUUACGUAUGCACUGGUUCAACGACGCCAUUGUGCCAAGCGCCAUCGAUUUUAUGUCGCCAUCUCAGGCUCAUAUGAAUCAACUUGUCCCAUGCGAUCAUCGACCGCGUUUUGCACAAGUCCGGAUCCCCGUGAUGCGGGCGUGUCGGCGCCGACCUCCCGGCCUCGGUCCCGGCCUGCGCACAGGCCUACGUCUCUUGUGA